AUGCAUCGUACUAUCUGCCACUUUAGCUCUACAGAGUUUUAUGAUAGCAGAUUGGACACUGCAGUCGCGGACGACAGUCGACCACUUCCAGUGUCACAAUUUCCUUGGCCGAAAGACAAUCGGUUGGUGUGGAUUGAGAUUAGCAGCCCAGAAGACUUGGCUCAGCGAUCAAAAGCCAACCCCGGCCAGACCGAGGUUUGCAAGCGUGUCGUGCAACUCCUUACUAGUCCCAUCUCAGAUGCUAAUUCACAGCCCGCAGAAUUCCAGCAACGAUCAUUGGCUAUCUUGACUCCAUAUACUCGGCAGAAAGAAGCACUUAGCGGUGCUGUCACUACGGCCGAAGUAUCUUCUAUUGACGGUUUCCAAGGCCGAGAAGCAGAUGUUGUGAUCUUCGUUACUGUGCGGUGUAAUGUAUCACACAGCAUUGGUUUUCUUGCCGAUAUGCGCCGGCUGAACGUUGUUAUGACUAGAGCAAAGUGUGGCGUUAUAAUUAUUGGGAACAAGGAAACACUUACAGGAGAUAUAGGAGUGGGAGGCGACCUGGAAGAGAGUAAGAAAGUCUGGCAGCGGCUGGUGAACAGUUGCCAAAUGGUUCAGGUUUAG
This is a messenger RNA of Bipolaris maydis ATCC 48331, 603 nucleotides long. The record is from RefSeq and is a predicted model, not a curated record. NCBI's taxonomy places the organism in Eukaryota, Fungi, Ascomycota, Dothideomycetes, Pleosporales, Pleosporaceae.